AAAUUAUGGAUAAUAAUGGAAUAUCUAGGUGGAGGCUCUGCCCUUGAUCUAUUAGAACCUGGCUCACUUGAUGAAACUCAAAUUGCUACAAUAUUGAGGGAGAUACUCAAAGGACUCGAUUACUUGCAUUCAGAAAAGAAAAUCCACAGAGAUAUUAAAGCUGCUAAUGUAUUACUGUCCGAACAAGGGGAAGUAAAGCUGGCAGAUUUUGGAGUAGCUGGACAGCUAACAGAUACACAGAUAAAGAGGAAUACCUUUGUGGGAACACCAUUUUGGAUGGCACCUGAAGUAAUAAAGCAAUCAGCAUAUGAUUCAAAGGCAGAUAUCUGGUCAUUAGGUAUAACAGCCAUAGAACUCGCGAAAGGAGAGCCACCUCAUUCAGAAUUGCAUCCAAUGAAAGUUCUGUUCCUCAUUCCUAAGAACAAUCCACCAACUCUGGAAGGAAACUUCAGUAAAUCCCUCAAAGAAUUUGUCGAGGCCUGCUUAAACAAGGACCCAAGCUUUAGACCUACUGCAAAAGAGCUUUUAAAACACAAAUUCAUUUUACGAAACUCCAAGAAAACAUCUUACUUGGCUGACCUCAUUGACAGGCACAAGAGAUGGAAGUCUGAGCAAAGUCAUGACGACUCCAGUUCUGAUGACUCAGAUACUGAAGCAGAUGGUCAGGCUUCAGGUGGGAGUGAUUCAGAAGAGUGGAUCUUUACAAUAAGAGAAAAAGACCCCAAGAAUCUAGAGAAUGGAGCAGCCCAGCCUUUGGAGUUGCAAAGAAAUAAGGAAAAGGAAAUCCCAAAGAGGCCUCUAUCCCAAUGCCUGUCUACAAUUAUAUCCCCUUUAUUUGCAGAGUUGAAAGAGAAGAGUGAGAUGUGUGGUGGUAACGCAGAUUCCAUAGAAGAACUGAGGAAGGCAGUUUAUUUAGCUGAAGAGGCUUGUCCAGGCAUUGCAGAUACCAUGGUGUCACACCUUGUGCAGCGGCUAAAGAGAUAUUCCCUAGCUGGAGGAAGUUCUUCAUCCUACUGA
This is a messenger RNA of Cinclus cinclus, 1017 nucleotides long. It is a transcript of the gene STK24, whose product is annotated as serine/threonine kinase 24. Gene Ontology annotation, molecular function: ATP binding; protein kinase activity. Lineage: Eukaryota; Metazoa; Chordata; Aves; Passeriformes; Cinclidae. The coding region runs from base 16 to 1017 and encodes 333 amino acids. Gene Ontology annotation, biological process: protein phosphorylation. The record is from RefSeq and is a predicted model, not a curated record. The transcript is spliced from 9 exons.